GGGAAGUUGACCUCUUGGGCGUGAUCUGUAUGUAACAGCAGACUAACUUUGUUGCUGUCAGCUGACUUGCCACUGUUAAGACUGGCUGAGACUAUUCAAUGGGAGUCAGUCUUGAACGAAGUGGGUAUAGUAAACGAUGGGGAACAAAACACUGUACCUUCUGCUUGCUUCUGUUUUGGUUGCAUAUUACAUUUACAUCCCCAUUCCAGAGAAUGUGGAGGGACGCUGGAAACUGAUGUUUAUCAGUGCAGUCUUUAGAACUGUAGGACAUCUGGGUGCAAUUGCUGAUAAGCUGGGUCUUGCACACUACAUGGACAUUCUGAUGAUGAUCACACGCAUUGAAAUUAUACCACCCGUAUCAGAUGAAAAGGUCACUGUGACAGACACAAAAUUUGAUGGCAUUCCAGUGCGUUUGUACCUCCCUAAAGGGCAACCCGAUUCCUUGAAAAGGGCAGUAAUUUACAUUCACGGGGGUGGAUGGUGUGUUGGUGCAUCAGCCAUGGAACCCUAUGACCGCCUGUCGAGAUGGACUUCAGAAAGAUUAGAUGCUGUCAUCAUGUCAGUCGACUACAGACUGGCACCAAAAUAUCUUUUCCCAGUUCAGUUUGAAGAUGUGUACAAAGUGGCAAAGUACAUCUUGCAAAACACUGUUCUUGAGCAAUACAACGUGGACCCAAGCAGGGUGUGCAUUUCAGGAGACAGUGCAGGAGGGAACUUAGCUGCAGCAGUAGCACAACAGCUUCUAGAUGACCCUGAUGUCAAAGUUAAACUCAAGAUCCAGGUUUUAAUUUACCCAGCUCUUCAGACCAUUGAUUGGAAUUUGCCAUCCUAUCAAGACAAUGAAAACAUGCCAGUUCUUCCUAAAUCAUUAAUGGUCAAAUUCUUCAGUGAAUACAUUACUCCUGACAUCUCUCUAAAGAAAGCUAUGGAAACCAACCAACUUGUUCCUCCAGAACUAAGCCAUUUGUUUAAGUUUGUAAACUGGAGUAUCUUGCUACCUGAAAGGUUUCAGAAGGGCCAUGUUUAUACCAGACCGAAACAUGGAAGUUCUGAGCUUGGACAGAAAUACCCAGGGUUCCUGGAUCCAAGAGCAGCACCACUAUUGGCUGAUGACAUCAAGUUGCGUGGCUUGCCCCUCACAUAUAUGAUCACCUGUCAAUAUGAUGUCUUGAGGGAUGAUGGAAUCAUGUAUGUCUCACGGCUUCGUGAGGCAGGAGUUCCAGUAACACAUUACCAUGUUGAGGAUGCUGUUCAUGGGGCUAUAAUGUUUAUUACGAGCCCACUAAUCCUACCCAUGGGACAGAAAGUGGCAAAUAACUACAUUGAGUGGCUGAAUAAGAACUUAUAAAGAAAACAAAGUGAAUGGAGUGGGAUUGGCCGUGAUUCAUUUGAUCUGGGUUUUAUACUGUUUUUCAAGGAAGAAAUUAUCUUUUUGGUGAAUAAUUUUGAUAUUGUAAUUCUAUGGAUAUUGCAAUUGGUAUAAAAUCCUUUCUUUCCUCUGUUUGGACCAGACUGAACAUGUUGUGUUUUUUUUUUAUCUCCACCA
This is a messenger RNA of Elgaria multicarinata webbii, 1546 nucleotides long. RefSeq names its product arylacetamide deacetylase (gene AADAC). The transcript is spliced from 5 exons. The coding region runs from base 137 to 1348 and encodes 403 amino acids. Gene Ontology annotation, cellular component: membrane. NCBI's taxonomy places the organism in Eukaryota, Metazoa, Chordata, Lepidosauria, Squamata, Anguidae. Gene Ontology annotation, molecular function: carboxylic ester hydrolase activity. The record is from RefSeq and is a predicted model, not a curated record.